GACACGUGUGAUGCUUGUGGGCACUACGGGGCAGCUUCAGUCCCAAAAACAAGAGUACACUGGGGUCUUUUUUUAUUCAGACCGGUCUCUUUAUUAAAAACCUGUGCUUUUUGCGAUAUUUAAUGUCAUUAAGGGCUUUGAAGACCGUGUCGGAUUGAAGCUAAGAGAAGAACAGAACUCACUCACUGUCUUGAAAAACUUUCGUGAGAAUUUGGACUUUGACGCUUUUCAUCCACUAUGGCGGACUAUUUAAUCAGCGGACAGACGGGCUACGUGCCUGACGACGGUCUAACUGGACAGCAGCUCUUCAACUGCGGAGACGGACUUACCUACAAUGAUUUCCUGAUUCUGCCAGGGUACAUUGACUUCACAGCUGACCAGGUGGACCUGACAUCAGCGCUGACCAAACAGAUCACAAUGAAAACCCCACUGGUCUCGUCGCCAAUGGACACUGUCACAGAGUCUGACAUGGCCAUUGCUAUGGCGCUGACUGGUGGGAUUGGCUUCAUUCAUCAUAACUGCACUCCAGAGUUCCAGGCUAACGAAGUUCGCAAGGUCAAGAGGUACGAACAGGGUUUCAUUACAGAUCCAGUGGUGAUGAGUCCUAAUGAGCGGGUAAGAGACGUCUUUCAGGCUAAGGCGCGACACGGAUUCUGUGGGAUUCCAAUCACCGACAAUGGACAGAUGGGUGGACGUCUGGUCGGCAUCAUUUCAUCACGAGAUAUCGACUUCCUCAAAGAGUCGGAGCAUGACCUGCCCCUCAGUGAGGUGAUGACUAAGAGGGAUGAUCUGGUUGUAGCUCCAGCAGGAGUGACACUGAAAGAGGCCAAUGAAAUCCUCCAGAGGAGCAAGAAAGGCAAGCUUCCUAUAGUAAAUGAGGAGGGCUGUUUGGUGGCCAUCAUCGCUCGGACAGAUCUGAAGAAGAACAGAGAUUUCCCGCUGGCCUCAAAGGAUUCUCGUAAACAGCUGCUUUGUGGCGCUGCUAUCGGAACACACAAUGAUGACAAAUACAGACUCGACCUGCUAGUGCAGGCUGGCGUAGAUGUGGUCGUCCUGGACUCUUCCCAAGGAAAUUCCAUCUUUCAGAUUAAUAUGAUUAAGUAUAUAAAAGAGAAAUAUCCCAGCCUACAAGUCAUUGGUGGCAAUGUGGUGACUGCGGCUCAGGCGAAGAAUUUGAUUGACGCUGGAGCGGAUGCUUUGAGAGUGGGAAUGGGCAGCGGCUCCAUCUGCAUCACACAAGAAGCUCCUCUCAGUGUUCCUCCUGGUUUAAAGCUCCACAGCCCCAAAAGCCCAACUACUGUUACGGGAUAUUCCAUGCUGGCAUGCGGGAGGCCACAGGCAACAGCCGUGUAUAAGGUAUCAGAAUAUGCUCGGCGGUUUGGCGUGCCCGUCAUUGCAGAUGGGGGGAUUCAGACAGUCGGUCACAUUGCUAAAGCACUUGCAUUAGGAGCAUCUACAGUAAUGAUGGGGUCAUUGCUCGCUGCCACAUCUGAAGCUCCUGGUGAAUAUUUCUUCUCGGAUGGGAUCCGUCUGAAGAAGUACAGAGGGAUGGGCUCACUGGAUGCCAUGGACAAGAACCUUGGCUCACAGAGCAGAUACUUCAGUGAGAGUGAUAAAAUUAAAGUAGCUCAGGGAGUUUCAGGGGCAGUUCAGGAUAAAGGCUCCAUCCAUAAGUUUGUUCCAUAUCUCCUCGUUGGCAUACAGCAUUCCUGCCAAGACAUCGGUGCUAAGAGCCUCACACAGCUGAGGGCAAUGAUGUAUUCUGGUGAACUGAGGUUUGAAAAGAGGACAAUGUCAGCUCAAAUGGAGGGUGGAGUGCACAGCCUACACAGCUAUGAGAAGCGCCUGUUUUAAAGACACUACAGAUGCCAGUACAUGCACAGCCAAAUGCACAUAAACCCUCAUUAAUGAACUUCCACACGUGCUUUUGCACAUUCAGGCACCCGAACACACCGAGAACCUCAGCUUCCUCUUUCUCGUCUUCCCAGCCGCCUUUCCUCUUAGUGAGGAGAGAACCCGUGUGUAAAUGUCUGAGCAUAUGCCAGUGUGCGUGAACGUGUGGUUGUGGGAAGAACAUGCCGUCUGCUGUAUGUAUCGGAUGCCUUACAUGUCAAAAAUUGUUUUUGAUUGUAAUCAUUUGACAAGUUUUGUUUAAAAAUAUACAUUUUUUGCCACGAAUAUUUGUCUUGACUCUUGUCUUGUUUCAUAAAAUACAAAAAUACCUGCAUAUGCAUCAUUAUAAGCAAACAACAGUCCACAUUUACAGUCCUGAGAAGAAAACCGGAUGAAUGAGUGCAGUUAAAUCUGUGUGAAACAGGAAGUGUUUUAUUUUAAUGGGAUUUAUGUUAAGUUUGAUAUAAAAAGAGAACUGACACUUCAAUUUAGGUGUGUGCAUGUGAAUACCUUCAUAGAAAUCUGCCUGUGACAUGUAAAUUAUAACAUAGUUUUGACUUGCAUGUUUUGUUUUUUUGUCAUAAUAAAUUGAUUUUCAAAUCCUGAA
Molecule: messenger RNA, 2500 nt
Organism: Rhinichthys klamathensis goyatoka
Lineage: Eukaryota; Metazoa; Chordata; Actinopteri; Cypriniformes; Leuciscidae
Gene: impdh2
Product: IMP (inosine 5'-monophosphate) dehydrogenase 2
Exons: 15
Coding region: 238-1854 (538 amino acids)
Biological process (GO): GTP biosynthetic process
Cellular component (GO): cytoplasm
Molecular function (GO): IMP dehydrogenase activity
Source: RefSeq, a predicted model, not a curated record